This is a messenger RNA of Tachyglossus aculeatus (Australian echidna), 897 nucleotides long. It is a transcript of the gene NDUFS3, whose product is annotated as NADH:ubiquinone oxidoreductase core subunit S3. The transcript has 7 exons. Lineage: Eukaryota; Metazoa; Chordata; Mammalia; Monotremata; Tachyglossidae. Bases 25 to 783 code for a protein of 252 amino acids. Gene Ontology annotation, molecular function: NADH dehydrogenase (ubiquinone) activity. The record is from RefSeq and is a predicted model, not a curated record.
CGGCCGCCUCAGGGAGGAGGGAAGAUGGCGGCGGCGGCGGGUUUGCGGGCCUUCCUGGGCGCUCGGGCCCGCGGUGCCGUGCUGCUGUCCACCCGGGGGAUGACCUCUGCGGCCGACAAGAGGCCUACCGUCCGGUCCCAGGAUGGCGUAGUCCACAAGCAGCUCUCGGCCUUCGGCGAGUACGUGGCCGAGAUUCUCCCGAAAUACGUCCAGCAAGUCCAGGUGUCUUGCUUCAAUGAGUUGGAAAUCUGUAUCCAUCCCGAUGGAGUGAUCCCCGUGCUGACCUUCCUUAAGAACCACAUGAACGCCCAGUUCAAAUCCCUGGCUGAUUUGACGGCAGUCGACGUCCCAACCCGGCAGAACCGCUUUGAGAUUGUCUACAAUCUCCUGUCCCUUCGCUUCAACUCUCGGGUCCGGGUGAAGACGUAUACGGACGAGUUGACUCCGAUUGAAUCUUCCGUCGCCGUGCACAAGGCCGCCAACUGGUACGAGCGGGAGAUCUGGGACAUGUUUGGAGUCUUCUUUUUCAACCACCCGGAUCUGAGGCGGAUUCUGACCGACUACGGGUUUGAGGGCCACCCUUUCCGGAAGGACUUCCCCCUCUCUGGCUACGUGGAGUUGCGCUACGACGACGAAGUGAAGCGAGUGGUGGCGGAGCCGGUGGAGUUGGCCCAGGAGUUCCGCAAGUUUGACCUGAACAGCCCCUGGGAGGCCUUCCCUGCCUACCGCCAGCCCGCCGACCAGCCCAAACUCGAGGCCGGAGACAAGAAGCCGGAAGCCUAACGGAGCCGGACCACCAAGGGCGGGAGCCGGCGAUCCCGGAAGGCUCCGAAACACAGAUGUCCCGGCCCGCGGCUGCGUAUUUAUGGAAAUAAAGCCCGACUCGGUGUUUCGGCA